Messenger RNA from Nannizzia gypsea CBS 118893, 900 nucleotides. RefSeq lists its product as hypothetical. The record is from RefSeq and is a predicted model, not a curated record. Gene Ontology annotation, molecular function: protein phosphatase inhibitor activity. Lineage: Eukaryota; Fungi; Ascomycota; Eurotiomycetes; Onygenales; Arthrodermataceae. Gene Ontology annotation, biological process: regulation of signal transduction. The transcript is spliced from 3 exons. Bases 1 to 900 code for a protein of 299 amino acids.
AUGUCUACAGUGCAAGAACAGACGUUGGCGGCGGGCCAUCAUGACCAUGCGACGGUACCACGGCCAAAGGGUAUCCUCAAGCAGUCGCCGGUGCCCAUAUCUACCAUCACACCAAGCGCAGACCCGGCUCUAAUGUCGCUAUCGCCGCUCGAGAACAAGGAACUUACAAUGCAGAACACAAUGCAAAAUGCCGGCGUCGGCGUCAAGCAACGGGCUCGUGCCUCUUCCCAUCGCAAAUCUACCAGUUCUAGAGCCUCCAACGGCGAUGAGGCGGCAGAGAAUUCACCCCGAUUGAAAUGGGACGAGGCGAACCUCUACCUCACCGAACAAGAGCGGAGUUCGACCAUGAAGAUCGAUGAGCCCAAGACACCAUAUGUGCCGCACUACGACUACAACGAAGAGAAUGACGACAUGGAUCUCGGAGAAGACGAUGUCGGGUUUCAUGCUGAAGGAGUGGUGGUGGAUGAGCUGGAUAUGAACAAGGCGAAGAGCAAGAGCAAGUCGAGGGCAGACGACAUACCUGAUCUCGAGCUUGGAGACCCAGAGGAAGACACGUGGAAGGACAUCAGAGCGAGCGAGGCGGAACGGAUCAUACGAGAGCGAAGUCUAAGCUUUGGAAGCACGGGCAGCAAGAAACGUGUUGUUGUUGGCGGCGACGACAAGGAUGAGCAUGAUCCGACGCAGGAGGAGGCGCAGAAACAUCAUGAUUUUGAAGAGAAGCGGAAGAAACAUUAUGAAAUGGGCAACAUCAAGAGUUUACUUGGACACCCUGAGAAGAUAGACGUCGAUGAAGAAGAUGACGACGAGGACGAUGACAAGGACGAGGCAUCUGCGGGUGCUCCGAGACAACCUCCGGCCGUCCCUAAGAUUCCCGAACAGUUCGCAAAGCAGUCGCACUAA